CUUCCUCCAGGAGCGGCGCACCACGACGACCUGAUCUACCUAUUCGGGGUGACCGCGUCGUUCUCUCUCAUCGCGCCCUCCGACAGCGAAGACUCCAAGCUGGUUGACAAGAUGACCGCCAUUUGGUACAAUUUCGCACGCUACGGAGACCCGAACCCCAAGGGCGACACUCCAGAGAUCUCAGCCCUCUUGUGGCCAGUUAUAAAGCCUGACUCCAGGAAAUAUCUUCGUAUUGAAAAAGACUUUUCGGUACACGAAAAUCUGUUCGAAGAUCGGUUCAAAGUUUGGGAAGAACUUUACCCGCUACCGAAUUAAUAUGAUUUGAAAUUAAGAAAGAAUAAUUGAUAUGAAAUUGAAUUACCUAUUUGUAAUCAAAAAACAUAUUUGUCUUUGCCAAAAUUGAUAUGAUUAUUUACAUUACGCAUAUACAGGCUGUUGGAAUUAUUGUGAAUUUGUUUCGCCUAAUUUCUGAUAGGACUGUACCAUUAUAAUUCUCUUUGGGCUUCUUGUUGACACUUAUACUGACAGGUAGCUGACAAUAUAAGGAGUAUCUUAAGCUCAGAACAAUGACAAGCAAUCUUAAGCUAUUUUUAAGUAUGAUUUUUUUUAAUAUUCAGCCUCAUAGAGUCUGUAAUCAAACUGAACAAAUAAAUUCAAAUAAAAUUAAGAAAUCGUAUAGGUAAGUAAUUAUUAUAAAAAAACUUUUUGUAUUGAAUAAAAUAAUAAAGUAAAAUGGUUUUUCUUUACCUUCGCAAUAUGUCAUCACAAACCCAUGAAUUAUGUAAUUAUUAUAAAAAAAACGUUUUAUAUCAAAUAAAA
Messenger RNA from Manduca sexta (tobacco hornworm), 819 nucleotides. RefSeq names its product carboxylesterase 5A-like. The annotation marks the transcript as partial. Lineage: Eukaryota; Metazoa; Arthropoda; Insecta; Lepidoptera; Sphingidae. The record is from RefSeq and is a predicted model, not a curated record. The transcript has 2 exons.